Molecule: messenger RNA, 1362 nt
Organism: Jatropha curcas
Lineage: Eukaryota; Viridiplantae; Streptophyta; Magnoliopsida; Malpighiales; Euphorbiaceae
Product: GDSL-like Lipase/Acylhydrolase superfamily protein
Molecular function (GO): hydrolase activity, acting on ester bonds
Source: RefSeq, a predicted model, not a curated record
UUUUAUAUUUUUCUUCUUCACUCUCACAUUGCUGCUUACCUUCUCUCUUUCUAAUGGCUAUUAUGAGGCUGUUUUCGGUUUUCUGUGUGUUUGGUAUUGUGUUAAGGGUAGGGUUAGGGCAAAAUGUAGAUGAUCCAUUUGGAGGAAGCAGAAGAGAAAUGGUGCCUGCUAUGUUUAUAUUUGGUGACUCUCUUAUUGAUAAUGGAAAUAAUAACAAUCUUCCUUCUUUCGCUAAAGCUAAUUAUUUUCCUUAUGGUAUUGACUUCAAUGGUGGCCCUACUGGUCGUUUCUCCAAUGGUUACACCAUGGUUGAUGAAAUAGCUGAACUGCUAGGACUUCCCCUAAUUCCUGCCUACUCAGAAGCUUCUGGAGAUGAUGUGCUUCAUGGAGUCAACUAUGCCUCUGCCGCUGCUGGAAUUCUCGAUAUCACAGGCAGAAAUUUUGUGGGUCGCAUACCAUUUAAUCAACAGAUAAAGAAUUUUCAGAAUACGCUUGAUCAGAUCACAGAUAAUCUUGGUGCAAUCGAUGUGGCUAGUGCAAUUGCAAGGAGCAUUUUCUUCGUAGGCAUGGGCAGCAAUGAUUACCUCAAUAACUAUCUCAUGCCUAAUUACCCUACUAAGAAUCAAUAUGAUGGCCCCCAGUAUGCUAAUCUUUUGGUUCAACAAUACACUCAGCAACUAACGACCCUUUACAAUCUCGGAGCAAGAAAAUUUAUACUUGCAGGUUUAGGAGUGAUGGGAUGUAUUCCAAGCAUCCUGGCACAGAGCCCUGCAGGUCUUUGCUCUGAAGAGGUUAAUCAACUUGUUCUUCCCUUCAAUGAAAACGUUAAAACUAUGAUGAACAAUUUAAAUUCCAAUCUCCCUGGAGCUAAAUUCAUUUACAUUGAUGUUCACCGUAUGUUUCGAGAUAUCCUGACAAACUCUCCAGCUUAUGGAUUUAGUGUAAUCAAUCGCGGAUGUUGUGGAAUAGGCCGGAAUAGAGGUCAAGUGACAUGUCUUCCCUUCCAAACACCGUGUCAGAAUCGAGAACAAUACAUUUUUUGGGAUGCAUUUCACCCAACAGAAGCUGUGAACAUUUUGAUGGGAAGAAAGGCUUUCAAUGGAGAUACUAGCAUUGUUUAUCCUAUGAACAUCAAGCAGCUUGCCAAUCUUUAAGUUGAAUCCAAUUGAUAGAGAGAGUUCAAAAGAGAGAAAGAGAGAAAAAAAAAAAGGAGCUUCAAGCUUCAUGCCAAUUACUAUAUAUCUCAUUUGAAGAGUGUGGUACUUUUUUAUAUUAUGGAAAUCAAAGAAUAGUUAUGUAUGCUACUUUGGUUUGGUUUUUGACAAUAUCAUUUUCUAUUUACAAAUAUAACCUAAUUUUUAA